UUGGUUUAUAAAGUGACAGCACCCUUUGGCCAUUCAUGAUCGUACCUAUAGCUUCCAAUAUUCUGAUAAUCGAGAGGACGAUCAGGAUGCCUGGUGUUUCUUCCAUGCUUCUUUUCUUUCUAUUUGUAAUAUUAAUAUCUCAAGUCAGUGCCCAGUUAACCUGUGAUUACAGCAAGGUCGGAAAUUACACAGCAAGUAGCACCUAUAACACCAAUCUGAACACCCUUUUAUCCACUCUCUCUUCCAACACAGAAAUUAAUUACGGUUUCUACCACUUCUCACAUGGUCAAAGCCCAGACAGAGUCAACGCCAUUGGGCUCUGCAGGGGAGAUGUGGAGCCAGAUGAGUGCCGCAGUUGCCUCAACUAUGCCAGAAGCAAUCUCACACAAGAUUGUCCAAACCAGAAAGAGGCAAUUAUACAAUAUGACAAUUGCAUGUUGCGCUACUCCAACCGCACAAUAUUUGGCAAUCUGGAAUUUCAACCUGGUUAUUGUGUGCGGAACUUAUCCAAUGUAAUGGACGGGGAUCAGUCCAAGCAAGCGCUUGCGAACUUAAUGGGGAAACUCAAAGGUGUAGCUGCAUCGGGUGACUCUCGUCGUAAGUAUGCUACGGAUAAUGUAACUACUGGAAAUUUUGAAACCAUAUAUGGUCUUGUGCAGUGCACCCCUGAUUUGUCUGAGACACAAUGCAAUGACUGCUUGGAUGGGGCUAUCUCAGACAUCCUACCUUGUUGUAAUUUAAGGUUCUGUGGUGGAGGUGUUAGACCCAGUUGUAAUAUUAGAUUUGAAAACUACCGCUUCUACAAACAGACGACUGUAUUGGACCCAGAAGAAAGUGGCAACACAAUAGUAAUUGCCAUCUCCAUAGUUGUGCCAACUGUUGUUGUCGUUUUCCUCAUUUGUCUCUGCUUAUAUUUAAGGAGGAGGAAGGCUAGGAAAAAUCUUGUAGUUAAAGAAAAUGAUGUUGAGGAUGAAAUUAAAAUUGCCGAGUCAUUGCAAUUUAACUUCAACACAAUACAAGUUGCUACAGAAGACUUCUCUGAUUCUAAUAAACUUGGACAAGGUGGAUUUGGAGCUGUUUACAGGGGUAGGCUCUCUACUGGACAGAUGAUUGCAGUUAAAAGGUUGUCAAGAGAUUCUGGUCAAGGAGAUACAGAAUUUAAGAAUGAGGUGCUUUUAGUGGCCAAGCUUCAGCACCGCAAUUUAGUUAGGCUACUUGGUUUCUGCUUGGAAGGAAAUGAAAGGCUACUUGUCUAUGAAUAUGUUCCUAAUAAAAGCCUUGAUUAUUUCAUAUUUGAUCCAAACAUGAAAGCACAAUUUGAUUGGGAAAGUCGUUACAAAAUCAUUCGAGGUAUAGCUCGAGGCCUUCUAUACCUUCAUGAAGACUCUCGACUGCGUGUUAUACAUCGUGAUCUCAAAGCAAGCAACAUUCUCUUAGACGAAGAGAUGAAUCCGAAGAUAGCAGAUUUUGGCAUGGCAAGACUGUUUUUGGUGGAUCAAACUCAUGCAAAUACAAGAAGAAUUGUUGGAACCUGUGGAUAUAUGGCACCAGAAUAUGCAAUGCAUGGACAAUUUUCAGUGAAAUCAGAUGUCUUCAGUUUUGGUGUACUAGUUCUUGAGAUUUUAAGCGGCCAAAAAAACAGGGGCAUUCAUCAUGCGGAGAAUGUUGAGGAUCUACUAAGUUUCGCAUGGAGAAGUUGGAAGGAGCAGACAGCUAUAAAUAUUGUAGAUCCAUCAUUAAACAACAAUUCACGAAAUGAAAUGAUGAGAUGUAUCCAUAUUGGUUUACUUUGUGUUCAAGAAAAUUUAGCGGACAGACCAACCAUGGCUACCAUUAUGCUCAUGCUUGAUAGCUAUUCUCUAAGUCUCCCAAUCCCCGCCAAACCUGCAUUUUAUAUGAACAGUAGAACUAGAAGUCUUCCAGGAUCAAGUGAAUCGAUAAUUAAAUCAGCUCAAGAAUCAGAAAAUGAGGUUUCAGUAACUGAGCUAUACGCUCGGUAGAUUCUAGUUAGGAGGAUGAUAUUCAUUCAUCAUCUAUGCUUCCGCUCUCUUAAACAAAAUACAACUGUUGGAACUCAUGUAAUUUGAUCUUGCAAUGUCUUGUUUAAAUACACCACACAUCCUUUGUUUAAACUGAGAUUGAAGCCAGCUAUAUGACCUUCAUGGUCUUUUAAUAUUGAUGUUCAAAUCUGUAUUCAUGAA
Molecule: messenger RNA, 2201 nt
Organism: Glycine soja
Lineage: Eukaryota; Viridiplantae; Streptophyta; Magnoliopsida; Fabales; Fabaceae
Product: cysteine-rich receptor-like protein kinase 10
Exons: 7
Coding region: 36-2000 (654 amino acids)
Biological process (GO): protein phosphorylation
Molecular function (GO): protein kinase activity; ATP binding
Source: RefSeq, a predicted model, not a curated record